UACGCAGAUGACACACAGUGGAUAGCUAAAAGUAAAGUCGAAGCAACAAAAAUAUCACUAAUUGCUAAUGAAUUCUUUGACAUUAACGAUAUUAAGAUAAAUGGAGGUAAAUCUGAAAUUAUAGUUGUAAAUCCAGAAGAUAGCAAUGAAAACGAAAGGUUUAUAGAAAUAGGAAAAAAUAAAGACAAAGUGUUUGCUAAUAAAGGUUCAGAUGCAAUACGAAUUUUGGGAGUGUGGUUCAAAGCAGAUAAAGGAGACAAACAUACAGAAUUGAUAGUGAAGAAAGAAAUUUUAACAAUACUAGGGGCCAUUAGACGUAAACACAUAACUCACGCAUAG
This is a messenger RNA of Rhizophagus irregularis DAOM 181602=DAOM 197198, 339 nucleotides long. The record is from RefSeq and is a predicted model, not a curated record. NCBI's taxonomy places the organism in Eukaryota, Fungi, Glomeromycota, Glomeromycetes, Glomerales, Glomeraceae.